ACAUGAGGGUGAGUACUAAAUGACAUUAUUUUCAUUUUUUGGGUGAACUAAGCCUUUAAGCUUUCAAUUUAAAGGCAAACAAAAAUGAUGCAUUAACACAAUUCCCGCUCAGGUUCGAUGCACCAGUUUGUAUAGACUUGCACCAAUAAUUUUACCUUUAAAACUGUUCAGAAUAUUCAUCUCCUUUCCAUACUUCAAAUUCUUUCCCUGUGGCAGUCAAACCUAAUGGUUCAUUUAUAAUUCCACUCUGACCACAAUUCCCUCAAACCAUAUGACCCGUCACCAGUAACUCCAGGCAUUACAAGUAUCCUCCUGCUGCUGAGCGAUGUGUCUCAGUGUGUGUGUUGUCUAGCCACAGUGCAGCUAUUGUUGCUCUGUUACUAGGGAGCGUUUGGGUGUACUGACACUAAAGGCUGAGGGGUUACAGGGGGGCUGGGGUAUUUUUGACAGCCCAGCGGCAACAAUGUCCAGUCAGCUGGUCAGUGGGGACUGUGAGAGCAUUUGUUGUUUUGAACUUUGCACAUGCUGCCAUGUUUGCUGACACCAAGUAAUGUGAAUUGUUUGUUUGAUUUGGGGGAUUUUUUUCUUUUUCAACAUGGAUGUACGUUUUGGUUUCCUUUUUAAAAGUGGAAGAAAUGCAUAAGUAGGUGUGGAGCAUGUGGGCCAGCUGCUGCGGCUGGCUCUGUCUGGAUGAUUCCACUGUGGAGGAAACCAGAAGUAGCACACAACAUCAGGCCUUCACUAACUCUGGCUUCAGCAGUUACCCAUCUCCCCCUGCUCCAGAACACACGUGCAAGGCCUGCGGAGGUCGCUUUGACAGCCUCGCCAGGAAGCACAUGUGCAUGGACUGCAAGAAAAACUACUGCAGCCGGUGCUCCACUCAGCAGGACCUCCAGCCAUGGCUGUGCCACACUUGCCAUCGUUUCCGCGGCAUCUUGUUCGAGCGAGCCGAGCUGAUGAAACUCAAGGUGAAGGAUCUGAGGGAGUACCUCCACCUGCACGGGGUCCCCACGCAGAUGUGCCGCGAGAAGGAGGAGUUGGUCGAGCUGGUUCUUGGCCAACAGACACCUACAUCUGACACGCACAUUCCACCCCCAAUAACCACACGCUUAGACCCGCAGGAAGCCCCUAACACUCCAGUCAUUAUAGCGAGCCCGUCGGGGAACAACGGCAUAACGGAACUGGGACCUCCGAUUCAAACAACAGAAGAUGCACAGAGCUUGGCUGAGGCGACAGCUGAAAGCGAGAUGGACGAUGAGCUGCAGGUGGAGCAGGAGAUGCAGUCUUCAGACUCUGAAGAAGUGUUGGCUCCUGGGCGACGGGCGUCCCUCUCAGACCUCAGAUCAGUGGAUGAUAUUGAGGCUUUGAGUGUCCGGCAGUUGAAGGAGAUUCUGGCCAGGAACUUUGUGGACUACAAGGGCUGCUGUGAGAAAUGGGAACUGAUGGAGAGAGUCACGCGUCUCUACCACGACCAGAAGGACCUGCAGAACAUGGUGUCCACUGCUAUAGAAGGCACAGAUACUGGAUCUGGGACGGCCGUGGAGGAGAACCUGUGUAAGAUCUGCAUGGACUCGCCCAUCGACUGUGUUCUUUUGGAGUGCGGGCACAUGGUCACAUGCACAAAGUGCGGCAAGCGCAUGAGCGAAUGUCCCAUCUGCCGACAGUAUGUGGUGCGGGCAGUGCACGUGUUCAGAUCCUGAAUGACUUUCACAAAGCGCCGGGACAACCAGCAUCCCCCAGUCCUUCCCUCGAACGACGGAUAUUGAAUAAAACUGUCAGGUGGCCUUUCAUUCUUGGACUGUUGUCUUGAGGCACUUUAAAUGAUGGCAAAUAAGAUCUCUAAGCAAUAACUGUACUGGUUUCAGUUUCAGUUUCUACAAAGUGUGCCUUCUGGAUGUUUUGAAGAGGGAGCUUUAUUUUUGAUUGUGGGAUCCUGUCACAUGUUUGGGUUUCACAUGUGCAGAUGACACAAAUCAGUGCAGCAUAAAUGCCCAUUUCUGCCACUGCUCCUAUUAAUAAACUCUUAGAGGAUCAUAUGAUCGUGAACGGAGAGAGUGUCUUCUGAAAGUGCCUCGUAUGUCACUGCCCUGCUGCUUUUCACACACCUGUUGCUUUUCUACUUCUUCUUUUUAAUUCAUCUUUUCUUUUAGAACCCACAUAUUGGAUCUCAGGUUUAAUCUGCCACCAGCAUCCAGGCUGUAAAAAUGUACUAACAGGAAUUAAACUCGACACACAAGACUUGUGAGACCUGUCGAUUCAUCUCACGUGUGCGACAGCAAAUAGUCUAAAUUGCUGACAACUAUGGGUGUGGAACCUAGAAAAAGAGUCAUUGUUUGUUGAAACUGA
This is a messenger RNA of Megalobrama amblycephala (Wuchang bream), 2346 nucleotides long. It is a transcript of the gene rffl, whose product is annotated as ring finger and FYVE-like domain containing E3 ubiquitin protein ligase. The record is from RefSeq and is a predicted model, not a curated record. Gene Ontology annotation, cellular component: cytoplasm; plasma membrane. Gene Ontology annotation, biological process: proteasome-mediated ubiquitin-dependent protein catabolic process; negative regulation of extrinsic apoptotic signaling pathway via death domain receptors; protein K48-linked ubiquitination. Gene Ontology annotation, molecular function: ubiquitin protein ligase activity. NCBI's taxonomy places the organism in Eukaryota, Metazoa, Chordata, Actinopteri, Cypriniformes, Xenocyprididae.